AUGGCAUCGAGUCGAUCAUCCGUUCCGCUCGAGACAUUGGUCCAGGAUUGGUUACGGUUAGAUCGCGUAUGUAACCCCACUACUCGGAAAGAAAUCGAGCAGCUCCAGCAGGAUAAGAACCACGAUGAACUUGCCUCUCGAUUAUGCCAACGCAUCAAGUUCGGAACUGCUGGUCUCAGGGCACAUAUGUCUGCGGGAUUCUCGAGGAUGAACGAUGUGACGGUGAUUCAGGCCAGUCAAGGUUUGGCUGCUUAUCUAAUCAAGGACAUCCCUAAUGCUACUCAGAAGGGCAUCAUAGUCGGACAUGAUCACCGUCAUAAUUCGCACAGGUUCGCCCGUCUGGCCGUUACUGCAUUCUUGAGGCGCGGAUUCAGAUGCUAUCUGCUCGAUGGGUCUGUAGCUACACCAAUGGUCCCGUUUGGGGUCAAAUAUCUCGGAGCCGCUGCAGGUGUCAUGGUCACUGCUUCACACAAUCCAGCCGCUGACAAUGGCUACAAACUAUAUUACUCAAAUGGUGUUCAGAUCAUUUCUCCUCAUGACAAAGGGAUCGCUGCUUCCAUAGAGCAAAACUUAGAAAUAGAUGAGGAAGCUUGGAGUACAGAGCCUACUGCACAGAUAUCCGAAGCACUGCUAGUCAAUCGAACACAAGAGAUACAGGAUGCGUAUUUCAAGGCGAUUUCUGGCUUGGUAAGGCACUCCAAGUUAGAGAAUUCAAAGACUCCGCUCAAGUUCAUCUACACGCCAAUGCAUGGUGUUGGCUAUCCAUUUGCCACUCGAGCUUGUGUUGACACAGCAGGCUUUCCAUCCCAUGCCUGGCUUCCAGUUGAAGCCCAGAAAGAUCCCAACCCAGAUUUCCCAACCGUUAAGUUUCCCAAUCCUGAAGAAAAGGGCGCGCUCGACAUGGCGAUGAGUCUAAAAGAAUAA
This is a messenger RNA of Puccinia graminis f. sp. tritici CRL 75-36-700-3, 924 nucleotides long. RefSeq names its product phosphomannomutase. Lineage: Eukaryota; Fungi; Basidiomycota; Pucciniomycetes; Pucciniales; Pucciniaceae. The record is from RefSeq and is a predicted model, not a curated record. The coding region runs from base 1 to 924 and encodes 307 amino acids. Gene Ontology annotation, biological process: purine ribonucleoside salvage; carbohydrate metabolic process. Gene Ontology annotation, molecular function: phosphopentomutase activity; magnesium ion binding. The transcript has 9 exons.